Molecule: messenger RNA, 901 nt
Organism: Ricinus communis (castor bean)
Lineage: Eukaryota; Viridiplantae; Streptophyta; Magnoliopsida; Malpighiales; Euphorbiaceae
Exons: 7
Coding region: 135-674 (179 amino acids)
Source: RefSeq, a predicted model, not a curated record
AAAGAAAAGAAAAAAGUGGAUAAGGUGGCAACUCAUUGUCGUCACCGUACACAUAAUUACGGGACGCAGCCCCAAGCCCUACUCAUUUUAACAAUUUUCAUUCUCACAGGUUUUGAUACUUAAUUACAACAAUCAUGGAUGUCGAUUCACAACCAACCAUGGAGGAAACUAUUUUGGUUGGAGAUGAUUUGAUGCUGGGGCCGCCAUCUCCUCUCAUCCCACCAGAAAUUGCUUCUCAUGUGCUUGAAGGUGUUAAUUUGUGUGAUGGGAUUUUGAGGAAUCUAUUUUUGUGUUUGCAAAUCAAUGACAUUGAACCGUUCUGUCAAGAUGAGCUUGCUUUAUAUCGAGAGUGUGUUGAAAAGAGGGACAAGGAAAUUAGGCAACGGCUUCAAGAUAGUGAACGCAAAUUGGGGUUGUCAAUGCCUUUAGAUGGAGCAAAGGAAAGAGCUUCACAGCUUGAAUCAGAAGUCACAUCGCUAGAGAGGCGCUUGAUUCUUGCUAGUGGAACUGAAGGUGUUGAAGGAUUUCGGCAGCGAUGGAGCUUGCAUGGGCGUCUUACAGAUACUAAGAGAAGACUGGAGUCCUUAAAGCAGGGUAUGGAGAGCAGAAAUAACGGUGUGAUUAAUGAAGACCCAGCUCCAAGUUCAACUACCAAAAGAUGGUUCUUCUGGUAACAGUUUGAGCUGCUUUUGCGCACACAUCUUUCUUAUAACAUCCCUAGGCAGCCUGUGAAAACAGAACACUAAUCAAUUUAAUGAGAUGAAAAAGGGCAAGAGUCCAUGCCAUACUAUAUAGUGGAUGAAUAUUGUUUUUUUUUUUUAUUAUUAUUGUGAAGGAGAUUCGUGUGUACUUUAGCUACAUGAAAUUAUCAUGAAUACCAUGCAUAGGUUUAUUUUGAUAA